Messenger RNA from Manis pentadactyla (Chinese pangolin), 1747 nucleotides. RefSeq names its product chromosome 4 C1orf141 homolog (gene C4H1orf141). The record is from RefSeq and is a predicted model, not a curated record. Lineage: Eukaryota; Metazoa; Chordata; Mammalia; Pholidota; Manidae.
AUGGCAGAAAAUAUCUUAGAGAAAUUAGAUAUUCUGGAUGAGCAAGCAAAAAUACUCUUGGCCAGAAGAACAAAGAAAAACAGGCUUCAGAAUCUAGCAAAGAAAAAGACUUUGGUUACACCCCUGACAUUUGAUUUUCAAUUGGAAUUUGAAGAGGCUAUUGAUACAUCCACAUCUAAGACAGUAUCGAAGAUCACAGAAGACAAGUCAUAUGGUAUUAAGAAAACAAAAAGGUAUGUGUCCUGUAAAAAAAAAUCUGAACCUAGAAAGAGUAAUUUUCAAAAGUCAAAUGGAAGUCCACAGUUUAUACCAACAAAUAUGAAGAACCCAGAAAGCAAAUCAAUAGAGCCAGUGGGAAAAAAUCUGAGACCAAGAUCUGUUAGAUCUUUUUAUUACCUUAAGGAUACAGCUGAGGUGGAAAAUACCAAGCCUUUGUAUGAUCUAUAUGCACAAAAUAGACAAGCAUGUAGAAGAAUAAUGGAUUCUGCAAUCUUUUUUCCUGAACCCAGCAUUCAAUCUAAUGCCUAUAAGAAGGAAAAAGACUCUGCUUUUACAAAAGAAAAUAAGUCAAUCAGAAAUUAUCAACUAAGUGAAUAUUGUUCAGUAAGAAAGAAAAGCUUACUCUCCUUGUGCUUUGAGGAUGAACUGAAAAAGUCAAAUGCCAAAAUAAUCAACAUUAGUCCAGCAAAGACAGUGACUUCCCAAAUGGAACAAAAUGAUACAAAUCCCAUAAUUUUCCAUGACACUGGAUACGUACAAAUGUUAUUUUUGACAAAAAAUAGGCUGCCUUGCCAUCCUAUGGAAAAUGGAAACAUUCACCCACAUAAAAGAGCAAACUUUGUUUUAGAAAGAAAUCAUGAAAUCCUUAAAUCAUUAAUGAAUAAUCAACCUAUUACUCCUUUCAAACCUAAAAGAACUAUGUCUGCAGCAUGGAAGAGAGAUAUACAUGCAAUACCUUUUGGAGUGGGUGAUAGAGUUGUAGAGGAUAAACUAAGGAAGAAAACUAGUAAGCAGACAUUUGAAAACGUAUCUUGGAAUAAACUCUAUGAUUUCUCACAGGCUUUUUCAGACCUAACAAAAAAAAUGGUGGGUUUCCUCGAGAAAAAUCUUAUUCAAGAAACAAGUGCUAAAAAUGGCAAAUUUGAAAGAAUGGUUUCUACAGGAAAACCAGUGAGUAAAUUCAGUGCCUUACCUGUCAAACUGUCAAAGCCUUUAACAAAUGUACUUGGAGUCCAUAAAUUAAAUGAUGUCACACCAUUGGAUGAUUUGUUAAACUUAUCAAGUGAAAAAUUAAAUGCCUCAUAAAAUACUGUUUAUACAGCAAUGAUUGGGUAACAAGAAGCAAAUAACAGAGUUCCAAGAUCAUAGAAGAAAUUCUUAUCUAAAUAGUAAUGUUCUAAUAGAUAGUGUAAGAAAAUCAAAGCAUAGAAAUUGGAGUUACAAACCAAUAGCGGUCUAUUGAAGAAAAACUAACAUUUUUAGUAAAUAAAAUGACAAAAUUAGGAAAUAAUUAUCAACAAGAGGAAUAGUUUCUGAAUUUUAAUUAUCUUAAUUAGACUCUUCCGUCAUCAACAUUCCUACAGUAAAGUCUGAUUUGGGAUCAAGAAUGGGGCAUAGAUUGACUAGAAAUUUGCUCCUGGAAGCCAAAUACCAGUAACAUUGCUCUGUAAUUGAAUAUCAAAAUAAGACAAAUGUAACAUUAACUUGAUGCUUGUGGACUUAAUCACAUAUCAGCCUUUGGGAUAAU